AUCCACAGGAACAGCAGCCUUCGCAUUCGGACGAACGAAAUCUUGGGGAUUCAGAGGCGCUGGAAGCAGCGCAACUGGCAGCAACCAGGUUGCAGUCAGAACUAUCCCAUCCCCUGGCAAAGCAAGCGUUAAUGUGUGAGCUCUCCUCAAGGCCACUGGGACAGGACUAACCUUUGUCGGACUGCUGGAUCGAGUUCCAGCUCCAUGCGAUGAAGACACCGACGUACCCGAGAUAAGGUGCGAGCCGCUUCAGCACGAGCGCGGCGGGUCGGAUCUGGGGAGGUACGACCGCAAUGGGGAUCUUGUCCAGCAUCCAUUUCAGGGCUGCUGUGAUCAUUGCGGCUCGUUUGGUAGCGACGAGGUGCUUGUUGUCAAGCUUCUUCAUGAUCGGGGGAGGGAGAUACAUGCGAUAUCCCCACCUUGGCGCAGUGAGUAGAUGGCUGGAAGACGGGAUGAGCCAACGCACCACAUAGCCUGUACCGAUAUCUUGGUGGUAGAUGGAACCCAGUGGACGUGCUCGACGGUUUUACGCUUCCGAUGGCUCUUCGAGGGCUCGACUUUGCUCGGCUCUUCAGCCGGGACUUGUUCAGUAUCUUUGAUUUCCCCAGGAGUCCCUGGAACCUUCGCGACUUGUUCAGGUUCAUGAGCAGCCGGAUAAUCGAGAUACUCGAGCACCGUUUCCGAAUCAGCCAAUUCCAGCUCGGACUCGGGGGUCGGCUCCAGCGGGGCGUACAUCAUUACGCCCCCGUCCUCUCGGACAUGCUCCUCCGCCUCGGGCCCCUCCUUCGCCUUGCCUUUGCCCCGCAGAGACGCGGAAGAGUACAGGGCGCUCGAUCGCUGUUUCAGCUGCUCGAGCAUGGACCACACGCUCUGCCUCCCGAGCGAAAGUGACCCGUUCAUCACCCGCUCUGAGCUCAGGAGCCUCAUCAGCCGGCUAUCCGACGUCAGGGUCGGGGGAAGUGGGGGCCCGCUGGGGUCUAGUUGAGUUUCUGGCUUUUGGGUCGGUGCGGACUCAGCAGGCAGCUCCCGGGGAGGCGGCAAGGCAUCUAUGAGGGAGCCGAUCUCCCGAGCGAUCUCCUCCGGCUCAGGGAUGUCCUCCUGCCCGUCAUCUCGAUCCUGUUUGGAAGCACGACUCUUGACGGGGAACUCGCCCCGGACGAGCGCUUCUUCGAGAGACCACGACGGCGGGGGGAACACGAUCUCGGGGCGUUUCUCCUGCCGUGUGGUGUUGAAUCGGAUGAGGGACGCGAUCUUCUGCGUUGGUAUCCGUUUGAGAAAGGUGGACGCGGCGGACUCGGGCACGGGGGAGUCUGCGUUGGGUGUACUGGCUUUGGGUUCCGGCGCCGACAUGAGUGGUGAGGGCAAGGGGGGAUAGCACUGCAAAUGACGUUGCGGUGCCACAAAGGUAAUAUCUGGAGAUAAGAUAAGAAGGAUGAUGAUGGGACUGAUCACAUAUGACAUAUUUGAGUUCUGCGUGACUGCCGUAUUGGAUAAGUACUUUACAUGUAUUGAAGUCAUAUACACGGCCCAGCUUCAACUGACUGAACGCCCAGGAGUGAUCUUUGUGUUAGCAUAAAUGUGCAUCCGGAGCAGAUCCGAGGCGGGAUGGGCCUUCAUAGUCCGUGGAAGCGACUGAUCGAACUUGGUGAGCGCCUUCAUCGCUGUGUCGUGAGUGAGGGGCAGGGGAACUAGAUCGAUGUACUGGCUGAUGCUUGAGUGGGCCUUGGUGGCUACCGCAGAGUCUUCCAGGGCCGAAGCUGCGAGUCCGAGAAUCAGGUUGAUGAUGCUCGCUGGGAGACGCGUUUCUCGACUGGGAUGCCGGUCCAGGGCUUCCUCCAGCAACGUAAGCAGUAGGGACUGAGACUGGACCGGGUACUUGUCAGAGUCGACGUUCGCUUUCAGAAAAAGGCGCCGGAGCGUGCUGAAUGCUUCGAAUGGCAGGGUGGGGCUGCGGACGAGUAUGGAGAUGAAGUUGAGUAUGAGGAGGAACCCGAUGUGCCUCAGCAUUUCCUGGAAGCGCUGGAUAUACUCCAUGGCUUCCUCAGCCAGUGAAAUGUCGCCGGUGACAGAUAUGACAUCAGCCAGGUCGUCCAACGCGUGUCGAACGGUGUUGAUGAGAAUGUACAUAAACGGAUGGGUGCACUUGUCUGCAGCCGUGGUUUGCUCCAGACUGAUGAGAUGCUCCUCGACCUUCUUCUUGGCGUGCGAGGUCCGACUGUCGUACCAUCCUGAAUUAGCCUCCGGCGACGGACGGCGUUGGGACCAAUGUCCGGAGCGUAGAAAUUCGGAUAUCUCAGCAGCCAACGCAGCUACCCGGUCCAUCUGGAGAUCGAGCACGUUGCGUGCGAUCACCGCAGCUGCGGAGUGCACCGAUCCGCUCACCGCAGGCAGCUGCAUGCGAAUACCAUGCAGCCUGUUGAGCGUCUCGCCGUCAAAGGGCAGCCCCGAACGCAUUUCGUCUGCAAAGGGCACAGAGAGUGGCACGGUCAUCAUCGUCAGCGACCAUAUCGCAUGGAUGCAGGUCGUGGCACGUUUCUCCGCAAGUGAGGGACUUCGCACUUCGCCGCACGAGCUGAGAAAUCUCGGAAUGCGAUAGCUGAGACUGAUGGUCGGAUUUUGGUGGUGCAAAAGACGAUGCAGCAACAGCUUGGCGCUGUAGUCGAAGCCGGCAACCAGCUGGGGAAUGAAAUCGACGAAGGGUUCCAGUUCGCUGUCCUCCCUGGACACUGCCAGAGCCCAUUCCAUAGCCUCCAGAUCCCUCUGGUCCCGCUCGGGUGUGGUGGUGAUCGCAUCUGCUAUGCGAGCUUCUGCCAUCGUCUCGACCUUGGGUAUGUUUACGUCAUAUUGGGCAUGCCCAACGACGCCCACAG
Mycena citricolor is the source of this 2870-nucleotide messenger RNA. The record is from the annotation of a GenBank genome assembly. NCBI's taxonomy places the organism in Eukaryota, Fungi, Basidiomycota, Agaricomycetes, Agaricales, Mycenaceae.